AUGAAGCACUCCCGUUCCACGAACGAAACAAACGUCAAACGACGUGGUGGUGUGCUGCCGUGCUCCUGAACUUGAUGCAAUUUUUCAUUCACCUGCGCUCUAACAUCGGAGAUGCGCCCAGCUUGUGGCCAGAUUCAAUAAAAGUGAUCUUUAAACGUUUUGUUUAUUAAGCUAGUGCUCCGGUUGUUGGGAAGCUGACUGGUAACGUACGUACCUGUGAGCAGAAGCUACAAUGGUUACUGAGACGAUUAAGGAAGAGCCGGUCGGUACCGGUGCGGAAGAAUCUUCGAAGAAGGCCGCAAAAAAGGCAGCAAAGGAUGCGGUGAAAGCGGCCAAGAAAGCUGAACAUAAGGCCGCCGCGGCUGCAGCGGCUGGGGCAGGAGGGGCAGGAAAUGACGACACCGGUGCAGACGGCGUUGACCAAUCGGAGGGCCGCUACGGAACGAUGAAGAUGAUCCAGAGUGCCGAAAAGCACGGCGAACGAGUGUUUGUGAAGGUGUCCGAUCUGUCCCACUGCCAGAAGGAUGCCCAGGUGUGGGUACGGGGCCGUGUGCACACAUCCCGCUGCAAGGGUAAACAGUGCUUCCUGGUGCUGCGCCAGCAGAGCAGUACCGUGCAGUGUUUGCUAGCCGUAAACGAACACAUCUCGAAGCAGAUGGUGAAAUUUUCCGGCAGCAUACCGCGCGAAAGCAUCAUCGAUCUGAAGGCGAAGGUAGUGCCGGUUGAGCAGCGUAUCGAAUCCUGCACGGAGCAGACGCUCGAGCUGCACGUUCUGGAGCUGUUUUUGCUAUCGGCCGCAAAGGCGCAGCUUCCGCUACAGAUUGAGGAUGCGUCGAGGCCGGAAAAAUCCGACGAUCCGGAAGCGCUCAAGAUUCGCGUCAAUCAGGACACCCGACUGGACAACCGUGUGCUCGAUCUGCGUACGCCGGCCAACCAGGCCAUCUUUCGGCUGGAAGCGGGUGUGUGUAAGCUUUUCCGCGACGUGCUUACCGCGCAAGGGUUCACGGAAAUACACACGCCGAAAAUUAUUUCCGCGGCCAGUGAAGGCGGUGCGAACGUGUUUACGGUGAGCUAUUUUAAAGAUUCCGCCUACUUGGCACAGUCACCCCAGCUGUACAAGCAGAUGGCCAUUGCGGCCGACUUCGACAAGGUGUUUACGGUGGGUGCCGUCUUCCGGGCGGAAGAUUCCAACACUCACCGGCACUUGACGGAGUUUGUGGGGUUGGAUUUGGAGAUGGCGUUCAAGUAUCACUAUCAUGAAGUGCUCGAUACGAUAGGCAACACGUUCACGGAAAUGUUUAAAGGACUGCGCGACAACUAUGCGAAGGAAAUUGCAGCCGUCGGGCAACAGUAUAAUGUGGAACCGUUCAAGUUCCUCGAGCCACCGCUCAAGCUCGAGUUUGCCCAAGCCGUCGCAAUGCUGCGCGAGGCCGGUGUGCAGAUGGACGAUGAGGAAGAUCUAUCGACGCCAAGCGAAAAGCUGCUUGGCCGGCUGGUAAAGGCAAAGUACGAUACCGACUUCUACAUCCUGGACAAGUUCCCGCUGGCCGUCCGCCCGUUCUACACGAUGCCUGACCCAGCGAACGCGAAGUACUCCAACUCGUACGAUAUGUUUAUGCGCGGGGAGGAAAUUCUUUCCGGCGCACAGCGAAUACACGAUCCCGAGUAUCUGAUCGAGCGGGCCAAACUGCACGGUAUCGACCUGUCGAAGAUUGCCGCGUACAUCGAUGCAUUCCGGUACGGUUGUCCACCGCACGCCGGUGGUGGUAUCGGUAUGGAGCGUGUCGUGAUGCUUUACCUCGGACUGGACAAUAUUCGCAAAACGUCCAUGUUCCCGCGUGACCCGAAACGAUUAACGCCUUAGGUUGGGCCGGCUGGCCGUCUGUCUGUCCGUUCCGUGCGAAGAGAAACAAGCGCACAAACAGAAACUGGAACGCGUUUGCCCGCUACUUAAAGAAGAAAAAGACACACGCGCUGGAUAAUAAUGCAAAACGACUGAUUGGAUUUGGAGAUUGGCCGGAAAGAAAACGAUGCACGAAAAAUAAUAAUUUGGGAAUAAAAAGGGAGAUAAAAACAUCCAAGUA
This is a messenger RNA of Anopheles stephensi (Asian malaria mosquito), 2084 nucleotides long. It is a transcript of the gene AspRS, whose product is annotated as aspartate--tRNA ligase, cytoplasmic. The record is from RefSeq and is a predicted model, not a curated record. Gene Ontology annotation, molecular function: ATP binding; aspartate-tRNA ligase activity; RNA binding. Gene Ontology annotation, cellular component: cytoplasm; cytosol; aminoacyl-tRNA synthetase multienzyme complex. Bases 233 to 1864 code for a protein of 543 amino acids. NCBI's taxonomy places the organism in Eukaryota, Metazoa, Arthropoda, Insecta, Diptera, Culicidae. The transcript has 5 exons. Gene Ontology annotation, biological process: aspartyl-tRNA aminoacylation.